Molecule: messenger RNA, 6075 nt
Organism: Lobosporangium transversale
Lineage: Eukaryota; Fungi; Mortierellomycota; Mortierellomycetes; Mortierellales; Mortierellaceae
Exons: 14
Coding region: 322-6075 (1917 amino acids)
Biological process (GO): regulation of transcription by RNA polymerase II
Cellular component (GO): mediator complex
Molecular function (GO): transcription coregulator activity
Source: RefSeq, a predicted model, not a curated record
UCUGUUUAUUUCUCUCUCUACCUUAAAUCAAAUUCACUUUAUUAUUUUUUGACUAGUUGAUCGCUCUUAUCCUGCGGACUUGUGUACAUCCUCACCCCUCUGCUCUUUUUUUUUGUCUUUAACAUUCUGCAUCACUCCAUGGAUCCGCGUCUGCUCCAAGACAAGAACUAAUCGGCAAUCUCUCUCUCUCCUCUCCUUUUUCCUCUCUCCUUCCCCCCCUCUUUCUUUCUCUUCGUCUUUUUUGUAUUCCUUUCUUUCAUAUUACUCUUUUCAAGGCAGUUUUGACCCUACCCCUGCUCAACUCAUAACGCGACAAUAAUCAUGUCUAAAUAUCCAGGCCAUCAUCCAGUAAAUCAUCCUCGAGGAGGAUUUCCGCCAUAUCCUCCAGGAUCAGGAUCAGGACCAGGACAAGUUGGACCAGGAGGCACCAACAUGAACAAUAUUCCUGGACAGGGUCUACCAGGACCUACUCGGAUUGGAUUUCCAUCUGGACGACCCAUGGGUAACAUGAGUCUUAAUAAUCAGGGACAUAACAUAGGUGGAGGCUAUCCGGGACAGUUUCCUCCUUCAAACAUGUCGUAUGGCAAUAGCAAUAACAACAAUAAUAUGGUCAAUCCCAACAACAACAGCAAUAGUAACAAUUCUCAAAUGCCCUAUGGACAUGCUUCCCAACAUACUACCCCAACCCAUUCACCUUACUCGUCUUCGCCAUCUUCGUCAGCCUACUCAAAUUCGAACAAGCCACAUUCGACCGCGCCAUUGCGGAGGUAUAUUUUGCUUCCGCCACCAAGAAAACGAAAACUGCAUAAAACGAGUGAUUUAGGCUAUCCUGGAGUUUUUCCGCAGCGCCCCGGGCAGGAUGAGGAUCAAAUGACGCCCACCAAUGUCAAGGCUGGGUUUAUGGAUAAAGGCAUUAUACAGAAUGAUAUUGUAUCUGCUCAAGGAAUACUCGCUGAUGGUCUUCAGGACCCAAAGAAACUUCGUGAGUUGGGCGCAUUCAUGGUAGAAGUUUUGAAGAAAAGACAAGAGAGCAACAGGAUCACAGGGCCAAGUACAUUCAGACCCCCUAGUCGCGCAACUCUAAAUGACCAGAAGAAGGAGCAAUGGCUGUCAGACUUGUCAGGAACAGUGUCCUUACGUCGACUUUCAAAAAGUGUGCCUCAUGGAUUCAAAUCAGAGAAACUGUUGGAGGCUCUUGCUCAACGCCAAGUACCAUUGUUGCGAGCUACCUGGUACAUCAAGAUUGUGGCCCUUAGUGAGAUGCAACCUCAACGAAAUCGACCAGGCAUAACACAGCAUCAGUACUCAGCUGAAUGGACUGCGAUCGUCAAUUUAUUCCUGAGAAAGCAGCUUUUGGAGAUCAACCCCAACCCUACCUCAAAACCCGCUACUUCUGCACUCAACCCAGCAAGUGGGACACAGAAUGUUAAGCCAUGGGCAAAUGAGGAGGCAAAAGAAAAAUGGGAGGCCAAAUGGCGAUAUUCUGUCAUGUUGACAAAAUGGCAAUAUAAUGAAGGAUUGUUGGAUCAUCGUCAUUUUCUUAGAGUCACUGUAGAGCAACUAACAACACUAGGAUUUGAACAAGUGACGUUGUUACUGAGCUUAAUUUCUAUGUUUCUCUCCGAAUAUGCGAGGUCAAGACUUUUGAUGAGGCUUUUGAUCGAAGGACUCUUGAGCACCCUUCAAUCUGUGCAAAAACAUCCAUCAUAUAAUCAACCUGUAUUUCGCUAUAGCGACCUUGAGUUGGAGCUGAAGCGAAUGAUUCAGUCAAUAUUUCUCUCCACGCCAGACAUGUUUGUAAUACCCAAGGCUUGGGCAAUACAUUCCAGCCUUCUACAGCAAGUACUUCUCCAAGACAUGCAAACAACUGUCUACAAGCCUGCAGUGUUUCCCAACGUCGUUUCAGUGUUGGAGGCCCAAUACAAAAUGAUUCAUGCACGCGUAAAUGUCUUUACAGGGCUAUCUUCUAUAGGAUCAGAUCAAGACUGGAAAAGCGCAAGACUAGGGAACCAUGUUGAUAUCCUAGACCAUAUAGACCAUACCUCAGACCUAGAGCAAGUAGCGCAGGAAUAUUUUUCAGAAGCCGUCGAUAGUUACACGCCAUCGUCAAUACCAUCCACGCCGUCAAAAAUGACUUUUUCUCCCGCCACCACUCCAUUAGCAGGAACUUCUCUACCUAUACCGCCUUCAUCGCCUUCAACGUCACAUACAUCAUCUUCAUCCCAGUGGAUAGACAGAGUAUGGAAAUCCCGUCUCAACACCCUAUGUGAAUGGGCUAUAACAAAUUCGCGCUAUGGACAUCACCGUGUUUAUAUUGCUUGUACACUUCUGGGCAUUUGGCGUGACGAUCCCAUACUGUCGCCACGUAUUCCUUUAGAAGAAAGGACUAUGGUGCUACAGGGCGCUCUUCUUGAGUUUCUGGAUACAUUUAAUGGCUCUCAGAACCAGACAUCCAGCUACGGCGAUGCGUCACAUGGACAUCAACAGCAUAGCAGUCAUGGGAAUGAAGACACGUUGGAUGCCAUGGCACGGCUCUUUGGUAACCUGAUUCAUGAUCGCUUGUUCUCAUAUCAACAGUAUCUUCAGCGAUUGAUAGCGAGAGGUGAUCUACAACCAAGUAAACGGUGUCAGGAGUCGACAAUACGGCACUUGAAAUAUCUACAGUCAUUUCCAUUACAUAAAGGAGCAAAGCCACACCAUCUUAAUCAGCGUAGAGUUGUCCUGUUUGGCGUCAAUGGCGAAGAUGAAUAUGAUCGGGAAUGUUUUGAAUCCAUCAUCUCUCAAGUCAAGGCCAAAUUACCAUAUAUGUUUUCUCCUGAAGCCGGAAAUAUGACUGCUCCUGUCAAGGAUUCGCCUCAGGAUAGUGUAGAGCUGGCUAUGCCUCUGUCUAUCCAACUUACGGAACUCAUUCUCUCAGCAAGCAGGUUCUGUCAGCUUCGUGUCACCACUCGGCUUCUGGAUACUGUAAAAUCAUUCGUAGUCAAGAAGAUUGAAGUUGGAGAGGAUAACUGGAGGGUCAUGACAUCACCUGGUCUUUCUCUCAUGAAUGCAAGGCAAUUUGCAACCGUUGUCAACGUCAUGGAAGUAGCUAGCGAUUUUCACUCUUUGUAUGAUGUUUGCACAUGGUUACUAGAGCACACCGCAGACAAAACAUUACUGACAUACAUUGUAAACAUUGCCAAGAAACACUACAUGGUGUGGGCGGCUAUGGGCGUACUCAUCAAAUUCUCACAGGCAAUUUUGGAUAAACAUUACGAACUACAAGCUAAGAGUGUGAAUAUUAAAGCGUUGCCACGCUAUCUUGCGUUUGAGGCGCACAAUGUCCCAGAAGACAUCCGCGCGCAGAUGGAAGGUGAUUUGAUCACAGGAAAGCCUGCAACAACAUCUGGGGUCAAUAUCCCAUCACAAUAUUUUGAACUGCAGAAUUUGCUCUCGGACUCGUCUCCUACCGCGGUAUACAACCUGGCGUCGGUAUUAUAUUCUAAAUAUGGUGGACUAGCACAUUGGCCCCUCCAGCUUUUUAGUGAAUGCGUUGACGCUCUUCAUAAGCUCGACUCAACUCUUACGGAUGACCCUACCAGCCACGGAUGUCCACCAUCUACAUCUGCUAGAAUGGAUCUCAUUAGGGCGACUCGAUUGUACGCAGAAUUGCUUGUUGAAAUGGCGGAACGUGUUGGAAAUGGUUGUAUGAACGAUGUGGUUUUGUCAUGGCUACGUUUGCACGACUUGGAUUGGAUGAUGUCUGUCCUGGGAUCAGUGUCUACAAACGAGGAAGCAGCUUAUGAAAAGCAUCCCAUGUGGUUCUUGUCAUUUAUGAUGCAGCUUGUGAUCCAGGGAUUUUGUUCAAUUGAAGUCUUGGUUCAGGAUAUGUGCGGCACAAUGUUAAAUAAGAUCGCAAAUAAUAUUCAGCAGCCUUCAUCCCAUAUGGAACUUCAUGGAGAGCAUCUUGAGGAGAUUCAAAUGCAGCAAACUAUGCCAGAUCAGUCAGCACUCCGUCUUUGCUUGACCAUGGUAGUUCUAUUGAGGCUACUACUAUUAGAAGAUGCAUUUUCAAACCCUAGAGCGAGUCAUGCAUAUGGAUCCAGUCAUCAUACGCUGUCAUUGGAGCUUCACAUUCAGAGAUUGGGGAUCCCAUUCACUAUUGCCGAGCUUCAUGCACUGCAGACGCAGAGGUAUUCAAGGCUGAUGGCCAUGCAACAGCAGUCACGGAAUGAACAAGAGUGGUCAAGAGAAACUGAGACGAAUCCAUUGUCAUCACAACCAUCGUUACUUGAGCAGCGAAUGAUGCUUGUUCAAUUUCAAAUCUGCAGAGAUCUUGUAUGGAUUGAAUCCUGUCUACCCUUAAAUCAUAAGGUUCUUCAUGAAAUUCACGAGUACCGCAAGGAUUGGGCUCUCUCUGCUGAUUGGUUGCGCGAGAAGUGUUUGGCUAAUGUGGAUGACGCUUACAAAAUGUUCUUGCAGACCAGGAUGGGGCAAGGGCAAUGGCGAAGCGAUUUGUCAGGAUCACAAGCAAAUACUGAGAGCAGCAACAAGAAUAACAAGAAGCAUUCUGAGGUCGUGGAUCGCAAAAUGAUGGAAACUUUUCAGAUGCUGGUUGCUGAAAGUCAUGAAAGCCUCUUGUUACUUGAUACUUAUGGCGAAGGUUCGUUGACUGCAAGUAUGGUCCAUCAAAGGAAAUUUAGAUCUAUAUUUUCCAGAGUUGAUCCAUGGACGUUCGAUAGGCGCAAAGUAGAGUUUUGGCUGUUGUUGGAUAAUGUGAUGAUGGAACGGACUGCACGAGAAAAACGUUCUGGAUCUGAUGGUGGAUUAUCUAAGGAGAACAAUGGAUCGAGCGGUCCUGUUCCUUCUUCUGCCUCUUCUUCUAGUGGGUUCAUGAUGAUGGAAGGUGUGACUAUGACAGCAGGGCCGGGUAAUCCAUCUGAAGGUGCUGAGCCCGUGGGAUUAACGAGCAGUGGGGGAGGCGCUGGCAUGAAUACAGGCGUAGAGGGCGAUUCUCUUCAGCAAUUGAUUCAAAUAUUUUUCCAAGAGUUUGUCUUGUCUGAAAAUUCGAACAAAGAGCUCUUGGGACGGAUGAUUAUCGGCAUGAGAUCAGAUGCUGUUGAAGAAUUCAUUCGCUUUGGAUACAGUAUUUUGGCUGGAAAUCCAAAUGAUCCUUUUCCGCACAAUGUUAUGAUUGCUCAUCGACCUGUUACCAGUACAGCUUACGUCAAGAUCGUGGCAAACUUUCAUUAUAUCAUGGAAAUCCUCCUGAAGGAAGGACAGCCUACAGUUCCACUGUCGUUGGUUGCAGAUGAGAAUUCUACACAAUCAUCUGUUACUGCUGUAGCGCCUUCCCCAACUCCAUCUGCUAGUAACUCGCAGCCAACGAACAACAACGCCAACAACAACGCCAACAACAACCAGACAGUUGACCCAUUGCAGGGAUUGGAUGCAGCACAGUUGGAGAGUAGAAUUGGAUUUGCAAAGAGUCUGCUAUUGCAGCUUAAGAAAUUUGAAGAUAGGAUCAAGUUUUUUGAUGUUAUGCAUGCGAUAGGAUGCUCAUAUGAGGAAGCAUCCAAAGUCAUCCAGGAUAGUGAGACAGCAGGCGCUGACAUGGAAGAUUUGUUGCUGAAUGCCUCAAUGCAACGCAGUCAUCUUGCUCAGAGCCAACUGCAUUUGAUGUCUGAAAAUAAUCCGUUCCAGCAACAGCAGCAGCAACAGAAACCAGCGCACUCCACCACUUCUGAUGUCUCCAACGCCAGUUCUGCAGUCUACUUGAUCGACCUUCGGACAUCCCUCUGUCUGAGACUCCGACUCCUAGUCCCUUUACUCCCAGUCAUCCUUCAACAGCCAUCACCUGCUGCGUGUGAUCUUGCUACGUAUGUGAUUCGUCUGACCAACUUGUUGGUGUCAUCCAUCGUGCAUGGACAAGGGUCUGAAGAGCGUUUGUUUGAGUUUUGUCUGGACAUGGUCUCAUGUUUGAUGGACGAAGUCCUUCUCCUCAGUGCUUCGAGCAGGGAUGCCUCUGAUGACAAACUCGAUCCCAACGGUGUUUGCAAGCAGGAUUUUCAGAAUUUUGCCCUUUCAGCAGCAUAA